Spea bombifrons (plains spadefoot toad) is the source of this 1262-nucleotide messenger RNA. RefSeq names its product DTW domain containing 2 (gene DTWD2). The record is from RefSeq and is a predicted model, not a curated record. The coding region runs from base 134 to 1138 and encodes 334 amino acids. Lineage: Eukaryota; Metazoa; Chordata; Amphibia; Anura; Pelobatidae. The transcript has 7 exons.
ACGUUAGACUCACUGGCAGCGUGUGAAUCUAGCCUGUGAAUAGGGAAUCAGGGAGACAGAGAUCUGCAGAAGGCGCUGCUUUCACAUGUUAUAGUCAGUGAGAAAAUAUAAAGCAAUUGAAGGCAGAAUCGCAAUGUCCUUUGAAACAAUGAAGGACGGCGGAGACAGAACUUUCCACGAUCCAGCUUCUCUUUCUGAUCAGUGCCUCAGUGUUUAUAACAACUCUAAAGCACUGGCAUCAUCUCUGGAUUUUGAGACGCAGGUACUAAAAACAGCAGAUCAACUAAGUGAAGUGCAGGUUACCACGAAAGCAGCAGAGCCACCAAACACCAGCGGUAAAGACGAGGGGGCCUUGGGAACUGAAAUGUUACUGUCGGAUGAAGAAGAUGCCAUCCAAGGUCUGUCUUUACUACCCGUGGAGGAUGCGGUGGAACGGAGAGCCCUGUGUUCACGGUGUAGCCGUCCUCAGAAGGUGUGCCUGUGUCCUUUCCUGCCAGCGCAUCCCCUGCACGUCUCCACCUGCUUGUACAUUGUUCAGCACCCAGCAGAGGAGAGUAGAGUUCUUCGGACAGUACCCCUUUUAGCUGCCUGCCUUCCGCAAGACAAGUGUAAAGUUUUGAUUGGCCGACGAUUUGGCGAGGAGAGGUAUCCAGAACUGGCAUCUGUUUGCAAGGACUCUAGCACUUUAAUUCUGUAUCCUGGCGCGGAAGCUUGUAAUUUGGAAGAAAUGUCCCUGGCAGAUGUUCAGCACCCAUGCUCCCUUAUUAUCAUAGAUGGAACCUGGAGUCAAGCCAAGGACAUAUUUUACAAAAAUUCUCUUUUUCGACUUCCAAAACAGGUACAGUUAAAGACCACCAUAUCAAGUCAAUACGUAAUCCGAACGCAACCUACUAACACAUGCCUCUCUACCCUGGAAUGUGCUGCUAUAGCACUUUCUAUCAUGGAAAAGAACCACGAUAUCCAGGAGACUAUCCUCCGUCCUCUCCAUGCACUGUGCACAUUCCAAUUACAGCAUGGAGCUCAGAUUCAUCACAGCAAGCAGCACCUUCUUCAAAGUGGUCAGUACGCCAAACCAAUGCCAAAGAACAAACGCAAACUGAAGAAGAUGGAGCUCCUGGUUAACAAUGUUAAAAUUUAGACUUAAAGAAAAUCUGCACAUUGUGCUAAGAAACAAAAAACUUUUUUAAGCGCCGUACAGUUAUUUAUAUGUCUGAUAUCAAAAAGUUUAUAACUGUGAAAUAAAUCUCCAACAAUAAAGCCAA